Molecule: messenger RNA, 1415 nt
Organism: Ceratitis capitata (Mediterranean fruit fly)
Lineage: Eukaryota; Metazoa; Arthropoda; Insecta; Diptera; Tephritidae
Gene: Boh1
Product: zinc finger protein 287
Exons: 2
Coding region: 219-1274 (351 amino acids)
Biological process (GO): regulation of transcription by RNA polymerase II
Cellular component (GO): nucleus
Molecular function (GO): RNA polymerase II transcription regulatory region sequence-specific DNA binding; DNA-binding transcription factor activity, RNA polymerase II-specific
Source: RefSeq, a predicted model, not a curated record
UUUUUCGAAAAAAUAAAUACAAAACUAUUGAACUACAAAACUCUAUUAAAGAAUUAAAAGACCGUGCGGAAUAUUUUGUUAUACACAUUAUCUGAUGAAUAACUAAAUUCAAAGAGGCGAAGAGAAUUUGUUUGUUCUCUCUGUUUAAUGAGUGAUAACAUAGAAUUGCUGCAAUUUUAUUUGAGGCUUCAUUGAAGUGUACCUGUUAAUAUAAAAAAAUGGAUAAUGUCGUCGGAAAUAUUGAUAAUGCAAUGCUCACGCCAAAAUCAUUAGUUGGUCACCAGAUGUGUGUGACAGAAAUUCCGGACAUGGUUGUUGUAGAAACUCGGUUUAUAACCCAUCAAAUGGCAAAACAGAGGGAUAUGCUUUUGUCGGAGGCACUAAUACUCUCGCCAGAAACUUAUGACACUCGAACCGCAGCUGCUCAGAUCUUAAAUAGUUGUGUGGCAAAUAUGGUUGACAUGUCUGUGCAAACUGAUAGUCGAAAUCCUUUACGAAAUCGUGGACAGCAAACUAUUAAACUGAUUAAUCAACAUGAUGUAGGUAUUCAAUGUGAUUUAGAUAACGACAUAUACAAUAUUGAAGGUGAAUUAAAUGUUAAUCCACUGGAAGAUUGUAAUAGUGAUAAAUACGAAUCUUUUCUAAAAUAUGUAAAUGAAAAUACUUUUCCAUUUAAAAAUUGUAAGAAGGAAUGUUUAAUUUGCGGUGAAAUUUGCGCUAAUGCAAAAAAGGCACUCUCACAUAUGGCUACACAUUGGGGUCCACCAGCACUCUGUGAAAAUUGUGGCCAACAGUUCGAACAUCUUAAACUUUUGAUACAACAUCAAUGUAGUAGUAAGUCAAUUAAGAGAAUACAACAUCAGCAAUGUCCCCUAUAUUCAUGUGGGAUUUUGGUUAAAUCAACAUCUUUACUAGCUGACCAUUUAAAUGAGCAUUUGGGCCUAGCUUCGUACCGAUGCUUGCCCUGCCGUCGAAUCUUUCAUACUAGAGAAGAGCUACGCCAACACUCUGUGGAACACAAAAGAUGUUCGCCGAAAUUCAGGCGCAUAUAUAAAUCAAGUCACACUGAAAAAAUUGCAUUUCAUCAAAAACGAUUAUCAAAAUUACAAAGAUAUGCUGGUGUCAGACGACCAUUACGUUGGUAUUUCAAAGAUAUGUUACGGUGUCAAAUCUGUUUAGUAAGAUACUUAAGUACGUCAUUGUUUGCAAGGCACCGGCAAAAAUGUAUCAAGAAAUUUAAGCAAAGGCUGGAAUAUAUACAUGGGGAUACAUAAAAAUUGUAUCUUAAGGAAAUGAAAAUUAAAGUAAUUUUAUUUUAAAUGUCGUAUGAAUAAGUAUUUAUUUUAGCCAUUAAAAUGCACGCAUUGGACAUUAAAUAAACAAUUCAAAUAGAGGCAUAAUUUAAACAAACAUUA